Messenger RNA from Microcebus murinus (gray mouse lemur), 1371 nucleotides. NCBI's taxonomy places the organism in Eukaryota, Metazoa, Chordata, Mammalia, Primates, Cheirogaleidae. The record is from RefSeq and is a predicted model, not a curated record.
AAUGUGUUACAAAGAUUAUUGGAUAUAUCUGCAUUAUUUAUAAAUUACAUUCUAUAAUCUUUUAUCAGUAAGAUUUAGAGUAAACUGACAUAUGUACAAGUAUAUAUAUGUCAUUAUUGGAUUUGGUCAUCAAAUAUUUACCAACACACCCUUAGCAGAAGGUGAACAGGGUAAAGGAACCUAACUCUGGUUCUGACACAAUAUGGAAUAAAGAGCCUUUUUUAUCCUUGAUCUUUUCACUCCUGUAAACUGGUUCCCAAAGCCACUGCCAUAAUGUGUGGGUCACAACUGAGAAACACACCAGUGGAAGCUCUGCCUCCUGCUGUCCUCCCAACGCCACGUCAUAGCACGCUCCACUUAGCGCAAGGGCACAGCCACGUAGGGCUCCGAGCCCUUCCUCUCCACAGGCAAUCCAAGGCCCUUCCUGCCGGGUCUCCAUAUCCUCUGCUUCGGAGCCUCUUCCCCCAGCUCACUCCUAGCUUAUCCCAAUACUUCAGAAUUCUGCUGGAACAUCACCUCCUCAAGAAGCUUCCCCUAACCACCAAGUGCGCUCUCCUGGUGUCUGUUUCGUCACUCUGUGUGUCUUGAUAGCACCUAUUACAAUCUCUCAUAGGCUUUAGCUUUAAUAUCUGUUGUUCCUGUCUUCUUCCUCACCCACAGUAGACCUAGAAGAAACAAUGCCACAAGUCUUUGAAACUGCAAGUAUGAUUGUUGCUGGAGGGGCUCGCACGGAGACUGUACGGAAGUACUUCCCUGAGACGUGGAUCUGGGAUUUGGUGGUGGUGGGCUCUUCAGGUGUGGCUGAGGUAGGGGUAUCCAUCCCUGACACCAUCACGGAGUGGAAGGCAGGGGCCCUCUGCCUGUCCCAGGACACAGGACUUGGUCUCUCUCCCACUGCCUCUCUCCGAGCCUUCCAUCCCUUCUUUGUGGAGCUCACCAUGCCCUACUCUGUGAUCCGCGGAGAGGCCUUCACACUCAGGGCCAGUGUUGUCAACUACCAUCCCAAAUGCCUUUUGAUCUCUGUGCAUCUGGAAGCCACUCCCGCCUUCCUAGCUGUCCCAGUGGAGAAAGAACAAGAGACUGUCUGCAUCUGUGGUGAUGAGCAGCAAACUGUGUCCUGGGAAGUAACCCCAAAGUCACUAGGAAAUGUGAAUUUUACUGUUAGCGCAGAAGCACUAUCGUAUGCAGAGUCAUGUGGGACUGAGGUGCCUAGAAUCCCUGAAUAUGGAAAGAAAGACACAAUCAUUAAGCUCCUAUUGGUUGAACCUGAAGGAAUAAAGAAGGAAGUGACAUUCAACUCCCUGCUUUGUCCAUCAGGUAAGAGUCAACCUUCCUAAUUUUAAAAAUAUUGGCUAAAGUUUAUAUAACAUU